Heterostelium album PN500 is the source of this 1809-nucleotide messenger RNA. RefSeq lists its product as uncharacterized. NCBI's taxonomy places the organism in Eukaryota, Evosea, Eumycetozoa, Acytosteliales, Acytosteliaceae. The transcript has 10 exons. The coding region runs from base 1 to 1809 and encodes 602 amino acids. Gene Ontology annotation, molecular function: deoxyribonuclease II activity. Gene Ontology annotation, biological process: DNA metabolic process. The record is from RefSeq and is a predicted model, not a curated record.
AUGGCACAAAUAACAUUUAUAAUCUUUUUGAUUAUAUUGACAAUUAAAGUAAGUGAAUCAGUGACUUGUGUCAAUCCAGAAGGAAAAGCAGUCAAAUGGUGGAUUCAUUUGGCAGAUGCCGAUUCAGCUUCACAAGAAAAUAUGUAUGCAAGAGGACUUUACUAUGAUUCUCUUCUCGGAUUGGAAUGGUAUCAUGACCAAGGUGGUGAAAAUAGAGUAAUUGAUAACAGUGUUAUCUAUCAUGGUCAUGUCAAGGUAAAUAUUAUAAUUCCCCAACAAUUAACUAAUACUUCCAUUAUUAUAAAGUCAUUAAUGCCAGAGUUAAAGAGUACUGGAAGUGGUUUGUACGAGAAAGGAAGUGGUGUUCAACCAUCACAACAUGCAUUCUGUAAUUCAUUGACUGGAAAACCUGAUCUUGUUAAAUACUUUGAUAUUUUGCAGAAUACCAAAGCUGUUUUUGUUCGUUCAAAGGAUGAUUGCAGAUACUUUCAACCAGAACUCACUCUGAAAGCUCCUUUGGAUAAAUGUGAUAAAAAAUGGAGAAAAUAUGUUAACCGUCAUCGAUUUAGAGAUGAGAAGAAUGAUGGAGAUCUCAUUCUCAAAAAACUGUUUACCAAAAAUCUAUUAGAUGAGGAUUCAUACACAACUACCAAAAAAUAUUGUAUGGAGAAUGAGGGACCAUUUACACUUGGUUCAUUCACAACGUUUUCAUUUUCUGCAGACAAAGAGAAUGAUAAGAAGAACUAUAAAGCCUUUAGUAAAUGUUUUGCCCUGAACUAUGGCAAGGAGAUCAAAAAUUACAUUAAAUUAGAGAAGGACCACUUUAGUAAAAAUAGUUGGUUUGAAAAACAAGAUCCAAUCAAAGUAGAAAUGUUGUCCAUGACCCAUUGUCUUAGUAAUGAUGAUCCAAUAGACGAUUCGAUUUGUUAUGAUGCAAAGACAGAUCCAUAUUUAUUGGUUGCACAACAUUAUAAUUCACACUUUUUCGUCAGUACUGAUCAAGAAACAUUCCCAUCAUUGAUUGGAUCAACAUUUAGUAUUCGAAACAUUGUUACUUGGAGUCCAUUAUGGAGUAGAGAAAAAAAAGAUGGAAAAAAUGCAGAAUCUAGAAGCAGACAUGAAAAGUUGAUGGUUUCCAAAUCAAAGAAUAUCAUUUGUCUUGGUGAUUCCAAUCGAAAUGAUUAUUCAGUUCAUCAUGCUGGAACAAUUUUUUGUAUUGAAAAUGAAAUUCUGGCAAAGAGAGUUUAUGAAUCGAUUGGAUCAUUCAACCUUUACAGACAAUUCAACUUUGGAAAUAUUGACAUAAAAAAUUCUCCAUUUGAAGAUGUCAAACCAGUUUGUUAUCUUUAUGCUCAGAGUUUAUAUCAUCCAAUCGCUAAAGUUUCAGUGGAUAUGAAAUUCUUUGAAAGAAAAGGAUCAAUCCCUCUCACCAAUUCUAAUAUCACUCCAGGAGAACCAAGUAAAGAGCAAAAAAAAUUUGCGGAAACACAAAAUACUAUGAAAGGUAUACAACAGAGUGAAAAAACCACGAUUGUCACUAGAAAAAGAAUCAAAGAUUUAAAAACUGAAUAUUCCCAGAUAAUAUUAUAUUUCUAUGGAAUAGAGACUGAACUAUGGAAUGACAAGAAUCAGGAUGUUGUUGAAUUUACAUGUAACACUACAACUCAUACUCUAAACGACAUAUCUUUGCAAAUGCCCAGUAAAUUCGUUCAUUGUUCACAAUGCUUUAAAAAGGAGUUAUUUGUUAAUCGAUAUACGGCUAAAAAGCUCCGGUCAGCAGGUGGUCGCAAACCGAUAUGCGUCUUUUGA